Molecule: messenger RNA, 2592 nt
Organism: Periophthalmus magnuspinnatus
Lineage: Eukaryota; Metazoa; Chordata; Actinopteri; Gobiiformes; Gobiidae
Gene: shdb
Product: Src homology 2 domain containing transforming protein D, b
Exons: 7
Coding region: 418-1587 (389 amino acids)
Molecular function (GO): phosphotyrosine residue binding
Source: RefSeq, a predicted model, not a curated record
AGUAUCUGUUGCUCCAGCUUGUAGCGUGCCUAUCAUGUGGAGAUAUUUCAAUGAAUGAACGGUCGGCUGACUGCAACAGGGAAUCGGAUAUUCCAUUGGGAACUAAGCACCUCCCCUUUAAUCGCUUGGCUGAGUUUGUCUCGGAGCUGUUGAGUCGCCAGAUUCACUCGCACGUUUGCUGUCAGCGGCUUGAGCAAGUCCCCUGGAACUGCGCGCUUUCCCUGCGCCUGGGAAGCGUCCGUGCCCUUUGUUUAUGCUUUAUGGAAUAAAAAAGUAACUCGGGCUGGAGAUUUUUCUUGUUUUACCCUUCCGAUUUCUACAUCGUCAUGAAGAAAGAAGAAUUAAAGCACUCGAAGUGGCGAGUGGACUGAACCAGCAGCACUCUACCACAUUGGGCAGUUGUAAACUACAGCAGUGAUGGCCAAGUGGCUCAAGGACUAUCUGAGCUUUGGAAGCAGGAAGGUACCACCUCAGCCACCCACUCCGGACUACACUGAGAGUGAGAUCCUCAAAGCUUACCGCCUACAGAGGGAUCUGGAUUUUGAGGACCCAUAUGAGGACUCUGAAAACAGAUCGAGGGGCGAGUCCGGGGCUUCAGAACCUGCCACCCCUGUGUAUGGCUCUCCAAUGAAGACCAUUGGGGACAGCAAGUCACCAAAGCAUAGACUUAUCAAAGUGGACUCUCAAGAGCUGGGCCGCACCAAGAUCCUUCUCAGUGCCAUCUCUUUGGAGGAGCAACAAGAACCUGUGGUGCCGUCUGCUCCUUUGGCCGGGGACACAGAUUAUUCAGAUCCCUUCGAUGCUCGCCUGGACCAUAGAGUGGACUCAGAGCUUGGACUAGUGCCGUGUGAAAACAACGGCUACAUGGAGCCUUAUGAAGCUCAGAGGGUCAUCACAGAAUUACAGCGCGGUCCUGCAGGAGGGCGGUCCCGCGGAGGAGUGCAGCUCUACGAUACGCCUUACGAAGACGAGCGGGGCCAUCGGCUGGGUCUGAUGUACGGAGAUAACUAUGAGGAGAGCAAGGAGAGCUCCAGACUGCCCCAAGAUGACGAGAGACCAGCGGAUGAGUACGACCAGCCCUGGGAAUGGAAGAAAGACCACAUCUCCAAAGCCUUUGCAGUGCAGUUUGAGGGGGCCGAAUGGGACCGCUCCUCAUCACCCACAGAGCGCCUACGUCCACCAGGGCCCAGGUCCAGCCCCAUGAAGUUCCGGAUGCCCCAAGAAGGACUCACAAUGGUCGGAGAGAGAGUGGACCCUACUUUACCCCUGGAGAAGCAAGUAUGGUACCAUGGUUCAUUGUCUCGGUCAGACGCAGAGGCACUGCUAACACUGUGUAAGGAAUGUAGCUACCUGGUGAGAACUAGCCAAACCAACCACACUGACUACUCCCUUUCCUUACGGAGCUGCCAGGGCUUUAUGCACAUGAAGUUCACCCGGUGCAAAGAUGGAAAGUACGUGUUGGGACAGAACAGCCCCCCAUUCGACACCAUCCCAGAGGUCAUCCAUUUUUACACCACACACAAACUCCCGAUCCGUGGAGCUGAGCACUUGUCCUUGUUGUUCCCGGUGCUGGUGCAGACUCUCUGACUCUUGUAGGUGCUCCAACAUGGGACAUGCAAACAGCUGGAUAGGUGCCACUGCCCCCUUUAUGACAGACUGGUGGUCUACCUUUGAGGACUUUUGCCAAGCUUCUAACACCAACAUGGCAAAUCAAUUCAUGUGAAAUGCAAUACCUGAACCGUGGACCUUUUUUAGAGAUUUUUUCAGUAUUUCAAGCACCUGGAAUUCCCAUUUGAAUCAGUCCUUUCUCAUAAAUAAAACUGUGGACUAUGACUCUCUGAGCACUGUAUGAUCAUUAUCACAAUUUCUCUAACCAUUAGUGACAGACGUAUUGUUAUGUGAUGAUAGCCCAAGUCAGUUCAUAUGCAACAAACUGAAAUACACUGUGUUUGACAUCUUCUUAUCAGAGCCAGUGUUAAACGUGAACACACUUGUUGAAUGCCUUUUUUUCUCACAGAACUUGUCAGUUUUCGUAAUGUUAUGCUUGAUUAGUAUUUCCUCAUCUAAAAAUGGCUAUUGGCAGAUAAAAGAUUAUUCUGUCAGAAUAAUCAUCAAAUGCUUGCAUUUUGAACCCAACAACAUUCAACAUGCAGCCUGCAGAGGUAAUGGCUCUACUACAGUUGCUGUGCUUUUCUUGGUAAUAUUCAAUCCAUGUAUCAGUGUAAUUUCUGCCUUCCUUUGGGUAUUUUGUUUUACAAAUAUCAGUGUUGACUGUUUUAGUUUCCAUUGUAAUUAUUGAUUUUGCCACUGCCAUCUACAAAUGUAAAUUUCUUUUUUUUUUUUUUUUUUACUUUUCUGUAGAGAGAUGAGACUUUAUUACUUUAAUUACUGGCCAUUUUCCAGUUUGUAUUUAGCCAGCUGAUCAUGUGAAUAGAGGGAGUGGGCAGUUGUACUGAAGGUACAUGCUUACCAUCUGGAGUGAGUUCCAGUGCCUGUUGGAACGCUUGCAAUGUUUUGCAGUAUUUCUUAAAAGAAAAGUGUUAUUUGUUUUUAUGUCAUGUAUGUUGCUUGAUAAAUUAUUGUUGACACCAA